Molecule: messenger RNA, 2080 nt
Organism: Toxotes jaculatrix (banded archerfish)
Lineage: Eukaryota; Metazoa; Chordata; Actinopteri; Toxotidae
Gene: slbp2
Product: stem-loop binding protein 2
Exons: 9
Coding region: 463-1509 (348 amino acids)
Biological process (GO): mRNA transport; mRNA 3'-end processing by stem-loop binding and cleavage
Cellular component (GO): histone pre-mRNA 3'end processing complex; cytoplasm
Molecular function (GO): mRNA binding; histone pre-mRNA stem-loop binding
Source: RefSeq, a predicted model, not a curated record
UGUAACAUAGUUCAACUGCACAGUUUAUUCCAAAAUAUCCUGCGUUCAACAUCUGAUUUCAGGAAAAGUACAGAAGUAUCAAAAUAUACCAGACGUAAUGAAAAUCAUUGGAUCAUAAUCACUGAUGAACGGAUUAAUGCAUAUCUGUUCAUCACUUCGACGUAGCAGCUUGUAAACGUGGCGUUGGAUUUAAGUAUUUCAUCAAUAAAGUAUUCUAAUCUUUAACAGGGGUUUACAGAGUGAAGCGGGGGUGCAGAGCAGCAGCAGGUCAAAGUGCCUCGGACCUGUUCGGAUACUUCAUUAAAUCACUUCCCACCUUUUAUUUCUCUGCCUCCGCAUCAUGCAGCACAGGUGAGCCGGGCAGGCCCCGCCCCCCUCAGGUGCGGCUCAUUAAAAAGCUGUGAAAGCGGAACAAUGGCGUGUGUCCGUCGGAAGUGAAGGCGCCAAACUUAAACUGCAAAAAUGUCAACGAGUGGAGUGGAAACGGCAGCUCAGAGCCCGCUGCUCUCCUCCAGCUUGUGUUUCAGCCCGUGGUCGUGUGUUUGUGUAAAGGGCUGGUCGGCCGCCGUGUGGAACGGCCUCCCCGACCCGCUGCUGGCCGCCGCCUCCUCCGGACGCUCUGCCCCUGAGCCGUGGCUGCUACCCGGCUGCAGCUCCGUCUAUGACAGCCUGGUCAGUAAUGUCUCUCCGAUCCCGUCGCCUCCUCCUGCGAGUGGCCUGCGAGGAAGAGAAAGAGCUGCCAGCAACAAACCUCGCAGGCCUUCCAUCUUGGAGCGCUGUAUCCUCAAAGUGUCCACCAGCAGCGUGGCUGUGGGGACGGACGAUUUGGACAAGAGGUCUCCCCUCAGUCGCUGCUACCCCCGCCUCCCGGAUCCGGCCAACACAGAGACCAACGCUGCGGUUCUGAAGCGGCGGCAGAAACAGAUCCAGUACGGCAAGAACACCAGUGGCUACCAGAACUACCUGCAGCAGGUCCCCAAACACCUGAGGGACCCUAAACUCCACCCAUCUACCCCCAACAAGUACAGGAAGUACAGCCGGCGCUCCUGGGACAUGCAGGUGCGUCUGUGGAGGAGAUCGCUGCACCUGUGGGACCCCCCGACCGAGAACCAGCCGGACGCCGCCGACACACAGGACCCAGUGGAGCAACUGCAGAGCCAGCUGGCAAAGAUGACCUCUGACCUGUGUGAGGACAGAGGAGAUAAGCAGAGAGAGAAGGAGACUCCAGCAGCCUCUAAAGCCUCCUCCGUGUCUCCUCUGUCGGCCGGGACAUCGCUGGAGCUGCCUGGACCCUGGAGCGUCCCCUUCUCACCGGAAGCUGAGACGAGCCAUCGGCCUCUUCGCUCGCCUCCUGGCCUGAGCUGCUCCCUCAGGAGUCAGCUGACCACCAACGACAGCGUGACUGACUGGCUCCGCCUCCUGCUGGAGGACGGCCACACCCACGAUUUCGGCUCUGAUGAUCAGCAGGUUCCUGUGUUUUCUGACCAGCUCCUGUGGAAUCCGUACUGAUCAUCUCACCGGAUCCUUCCACGUCUUCGCUCCUCAGUGAAGACGGCAAGUUAAAUCGAUGUGACGCCGUCAUCAUGUGGGCCCUGUGCUGUGUUGACCCUGAAUGUGUUGGAGUAACGUGUGUGUGUGUGUAUGUAUGUAUGUAUGUGUGUGUGUGUGUGCGUGUAUAUGUGUGUGUGUGUUUUCCAGUGUGUUUGUCUUUUUUAAGAUCACUGAAGAUUUACUGUAAUGACAGCAGGGAUGUGACGGUCCUUGAUCCAAGUCACAUCCACCCCUCCGUGACCUUUGACCUGAGCAUGGUUCUGUGGUUUGCACUUGGUAGAUUUAUGGAGCACUUCUCACCUACGUCCUGUUUUAGUUGAGUCCUGCACUGAUGGAAAAGCUGCUAGUUUCUUGUACUGUGAGUCACGUAUUUUGUGUAUUAAACCCAUUUGUUGUCACGUUGUCGCCUCCCUCUGGGCGGCUGUCGUCUUUGGUCCACCUUCACCCUGUUGCUCUGCCUUCGGUCUGGAUCAGGCUCCAGCUCCUCCUCUGUGCUGCCGUGUUUUUUCUAAAAAACAUUAACCUUGAU